GAAGGACCUGGGCAAGACAAAGGUCUUCUUGAAGUAACGCAUUUGUCAUACUUGCUAAGUGCAAGUUUAAGAAGGUUGUGCUUGAAGUAUAUUGUGGAAACAGUGGUACGAGAAGUAACGAAAAGCUUGAAGACUUCUCAAAAGAAAAGGCAUAUGUCUCGCUUGUGUUAUGUGUGUCGACGUAAAGGGCACAUGGCUCAUUCGUGUCCGUUGAAAGAUCAAGGUCAUGAUCGAAGUUUGAAUAAUAAGUUGAUGGAAGUACGUCGUGUUGAUGUUGGUGAAAAGAAGUGUAAUGAACGAAGAGAAGAAAAAUUUAAGGACAAUGAUAAAAUGGUACGAAAAAUGGUAAAAAUUAAUGGAGAAUUUGCAGAAACAUUAAUUAGAGUUAGUUCGAAUGUGAAUAAAAUAAGUGUAAAGUAUGCUAAAAGAGUUGGAUUUACCUGGAAACGUCUGAAUAAGAGAAACAAUAGUCGUAUGGAUGAUGGUUGUAUUGGAUUUAUUCAUGGUGUUGAAGUUGUCGUUAACGAUGCGAAGUUUGUUCAAAAAUUCCAUGUAAUGAAAGAUUUGUCUGUUGAUGUGGUUCUUGGAAAGCCGUGGUUUGCAGCAUUGAGGUAUAGAUGUGAAUCGAAGAAGAAUGGUGAUAAUAAUGUUGAUUCUGUAAGAAUAGAGAAUGGAAACGUUAGUAUAAUGAAUGAAAAGAACAUAUGUAGAAAAGGACCCGAAAAAGAAUACGUGCCUGAUAUUCAUAUGGUGAAUAAAGAAGACCCAAAUCGUGAGUUCUAUGACGUGGUGGAUGUUAGAUGUAUGGAUUGUGAUGAAUCGAAUCGAGUGAAUGAGUACAUACCUGUAGUGUCUAAUGAUGAUAAAACGAAGG
Dentiscutata erythropus is the source of this 874-nucleotide messenger RNA. The record is from the annotation of a GenBank genome assembly. NCBI's taxonomy places the organism in Eukaryota, Fungi, Glomeromycota, Glomeromycetes, Diversisporales, Gigasporaceae.